This is a messenger RNA of Penaeus vannamei (Pacific white shrimp), 687 nucleotides long. RefSeq lists its product as uncharacterized. Lineage: Eukaryota; Metazoa; Arthropoda; Malacostraca; Decapoda; Penaeidae. The record is from RefSeq and is a predicted model, not a curated record.
AUGUUGAUAACGCGAUGCCAAGUUCCCCUCGCACACAGUCCUGCCCUGGUGAUGGACGGCAUGACCCUAGCCUACGAUAGCGCCAUCAGCAUCCUUGGGAUGCAGAUCGACCGCCGCCUCACCUUCACAGACCACGUCAGGGGAAUUGCAAAGAACGCGGCGAGGAAACUGGCGUGCAUCCGUCGCAUCGCGCCUCUCCUCGAUGCCAAAGGCUGCUACACGCUCUACCACUCCCAGGUUCGGCCAGUAAUGGAGUACUGUCCCUUGGUGUGGUCCUGUUGCCCUCCAUCAUACCUGCGAUUGCUAGACAGGGUCCAACAUCGAGCCCAGAGACUAGUGUCACACAAAACGCUGGUUGGGGAGCGACAGUUACACUUUCAGCCUCUUCAGCAUCGGCGAGAAGUUGCUGCUCUCUGUGUACUCUACAAAGUACACAGACUACGCGUCCCCCAUCCCCUGCGACUUGAACCACGAGCGGCUGCAACCUACGAUACACGGCAUUCUAGCAACCGCGGUCAAGAGCUGCAGGUACCCUUCUCCAGGACCGAACUUCAUCAGCGCUCAUUUCAACCAAGAUAUUCCAGGCUCUGGAACACGAUGGUUCAGCAAACAUCUCUGCACAGCCUGCCCAGCCUGCAAGCUUUCAAGGCUGCUGUUCACAGAUGGAUGUCCCACGAUCCUGGUUAA